AUGAGUCUAACUGUGUUAGCCAAGGAGCCAUAUUAUCCAAUGACCAAGGACCGAAUCAGCCGCCUUUACAAGCAGAUGUCACCGGAGUGUCAGACCCCCCUCGGUACAGUCACGGAGUGUCAGACCCCCCUCGGUACUGUCAUCGGAGUGUCAGACCCCCCUCGAUACAGUCAUCGGAGUUUCAGACCCCCCUCGAUACUGUCACCAGAGUGUCAGACCCCCCUCGUUACUGUCACCGGAGUGUCAGACCCCCCUCAGUGCAGUCACCGGAGUGUCAGACCCCCCUCGGUGCAGUCACCGGAGUGUCAGACCGCCCUCGGUGCAGUCACCGGAGUGUCAGACCCCCCUCGGUACAGUCACCGGAGUGUCAGACCCCACUCGAUACUGUCAUCGGAGUGUCAGUCACCCCUCGAUACAGUCAUCGGAGUUUCAGACCCCUCUCGGUACAGUCACCGGAGUGUCAGACCCCCCUCGGUACAGUCACCGGAGUGUCAGACCACCCUCGGUACAGUCACCAGAGUGUCAGACCCACCUCGGCAUAGUCGCCAGAGUGUCAGACCCCCCUCGAUACUGUCACCGGAGUGUCAGACCCUUCUCGGCACAGUCACCGGAGUGUCUUUCCUCCCUCGGUACAAUCACCGGAGUGUCAGUCCUCCCUCGGUACAGUCACCGGAGUGUCAGUCCUCCCUCGGCACAGUCACCGGAGUGUCAGACUGCCCUCGGUGCAGUCACCAGAGUGUCAGACGCCCCUCGGUACAGUCACCAGAGUGUCAGACCCCCCUCGGUACAGUCACCGGAGUGUCAGACCCCACCUGGGUACAGUCACCGGAGUGUCAGACCCCACUCGAUACUGUCAUCGGAGUGUCAGACCCCCCUCGAUACAGUCAUCGGAGUUUCAGACCCCCCCCCCGAUACUGUCACCAGAGUGUCAGACACCCUCGUUACUGUCACCGGAGUGUCAGGCACCCCUCGUUACUGUCACCGGAGUGUCAGACCGCCCUCGGUGCAGUCACCGGAGUGUCAGACCCCCCUCGGUACAGUCACGGAGUGUCAGACCCCCCUCAGUACAGUCACCGGAGUGUCAGACCCCCUCUCGGUACAGUCAUCGGAGUUUCAGACCCCCCUCGAUACUCUCACCAGAGUGUCAGACCCCCCUGGUUACUGUCACCGGAGUGUCAGACCGCCCUCGGUGCAGUCACCGGAGUGUCAGAACCCCCUCGGUACAGUCACCGGAGUGUCAGACCCCCCUCGGUACAGUCACCAGAGUGUCAGACCACCCGCGGCACAGUCACCGGCGUGUCAGACCCACCUCGGCAUAGUCGCCGGAGUGUCAGACCCCCCGAGUGUCAGACCUCUCUCGAUACAGUCACCGGAGUGUUAGACCGCCCUCGGUGCAGACACCGGAGUGUCAGACCACCCUCGGUACAGUCACCGGAGUGUCAGACCGCCCUCGGUGCAGUCACCGGAGUGUCAGACCCCCCUCGAUACUGUCACCAGAGUGUCAGACCCCCCUCGUUACUGUCACCAGAGUGUCAGACCCCCCUCGUUACUGUCACCGGAGUGUCAGACCCCACUCGAUACUGUCAUCGGAGUGUCAGUCACCCCUCGAUACAGUCAUCGGAGUUUCAGACCCCUCUCGGUACAGUCACCGGAGUGUCAGACCGCCCUCGGUGCAGUCACCAGAGUGUCAGACCCCCCUCGUUACUGUCACCAGAGUGUCAGACCCCCCUCGUUACUGUCACCAGAGUGUCAGACCCCCCUUGGCGCAGUCACCGGAGUGUCAGACCGCCCUCGGCGCAGUCACCGGAGUGUCAGACCCCCUUCGGUGCAGUCACCGGAGUGUCAGACCCCCCUCGGUACAGUCACCGGAGUGUCAGACCCCCCUCGGUACAGUCACCGGAGUGUCAGACCCCCCUCGGUACUGUCAUCGGAGUGUCAGACACCCCUCGAUACAGUCAUCGGAGUUUCAGACCCCCCUCGAUACAGUCACCGGAGUGUCAGAACCCCCUCGGUACAGUCAUCGGAGUGUCAGACACCCCUCGAUACAGUCAUCGGAGUUUCAGACCCCCCUCGAUACUGUCACGAGAGUGUCAGACCCCCCUCGUUACUGUCACCAGAGUGUCAGACCCCGCUCGGCGCAGUCACCGGAGUGUCAGACCGCCCUCGGCGCAGUCACCGGAGUGUCAGACCCCCCUCGGUACAGUCACCGGAGUGUCAGACGCCCCUCGGUACAGUCACUGGAGUGUCAGACGCCCCUCGGUACAGUCACCGGAGUGUCAGACCCCACUCGAUACUGUCACCGGAGUGUCAGACCCCCCGCGGCACAGUCACCGGCGUGUCAGACCCACCUCGGCAUAG
Messenger RNA from Chiloscyllium plagiosum (whitespotted bambooshark), 2358 nucleotides. The record is from RefSeq and is a predicted model, not a curated record. NCBI's taxonomy places the organism in Eukaryota, Metazoa, Chordata, Chondrichthyes, Orectolobiformes, Hemiscylliidae.